CAUGGCUAAAAAUGUCCGUAAAAUUGAAAGAUUGAAAAUAUACAAGGAUUUAUGUAUGGACAGUCGACAGAUUGUAAAAGAUACGGUUAAGGAGCAUAUAUCUGCAGAUCCAAAAUGUCGGAUUUUUUCUAAACUGGAAUUUAGAUGUUUAGUAAACGAUUACACGACAAUUAUCUUCAGAGAAAUUCAGAAGCGUUUCCCGUCUGAAGUGUACUUGAACAAAAAGUCUUUGGUAAUAAAUGAGCAACGUGAUUCUCAAAAUAGAUCGUCUAACAAUACAAUUCAAACCUUGACCGAGUACUUUAUUAAAAAUCUUCCUGAUGAAAAUUUAACGCCAGGAAGCGCUGUCAACGUAGAGCAAACUCGGAGAACAACUAAAUACCAGAGUACUUUUAUAGAGAAAAGGAAAGUCAUGGAAUUACAAACUCCCUUAUCAAUGCAGACCGGUAUACGAAUUAAGUAUCCAAAUAGAGAAGAAAUAUACCAGAAGCAGCGUAAGCCGAACAAAAAAGCUAUAAUUGAGUCUAAGAAACGAUUGGACGAAUCUAGUCGGACAAAAAAUUCUUUCAAGUUAUAUAAAGGAGAUGAUAUUAGGUACACCAAACUUCAAGUAAGGCUUACAGAUUACGAAUUAGACCGCAAAUGCUGUUGUUACCGAACAAGUUACACCUGGCGAAGCAGAUUAUCUGAGGAGCCUCAGUACACUACUCAGUUUACCCCUGUCUUGCUUACUAAAGCAAACUGGAUAGACGGCGACGAUGUUUUAUCAGUUGGAGAGAUUUCGGACGAGGAUUGUGAAAAUCAGGCGACGAAAGCCGAUUUACAGAAAAACUCAAUUCAAGAAAAAACUAAACCCAGUUCAGGAAGGAGUGCCUCAAGAAUCAAAUCGGAUAAGAAAACUAAAAAACGUGUCAGAAUUGAUUAUGAAAAUAGAUGA
Dimorphilus gyrociliatus is the source of this 937-nucleotide messenger RNA. Lineage: Eukaryota; Metazoa; Annelida; Polychaeta; Dinophilidae. The record is from the annotation of a GenBank genome assembly.